UUCAGUCAGAGCCCCCCACCCAGCCCCAGCCGUCACCCACUCCCAGGCUCCCAAGGCAGUCACACACUCAGCCUCUGUGACGCUCAGUGGCCAAGCUGGGAGGGGGGUGCACAGGCUGGGGACACUGGAAUAUUCACGGCCCCGUUGCGGCAGAGGCAGCCGGAGGAGCAGCCCACCCCACAAGGGACCCCUCAGGAAUGAAGUAGCCUUUCAGGGCUGGAGGGGCUGCAGGCUCCCUUCCUCUCCUUAAAUAGCCAGCCAUCCACCCGCAGCUGCACAGAGGCCACCGCCGACGCCACCGCCCGCGCCCACAGUUCACCUGCCACCCCAGCUCCUGUCCCUUCCUCCUGGACCAGCUGUGAGAGCCAAAGCAUGAAUGGCCUCGAGGUGGCCUCCCCAAGUCUGACCGACAACUCAUCUCUGACCACUGAGCAAUGUGGGCAGGAGACACCCCUGGAGAACAUGCUGUUCGCUUGCUUCUACCUCCUGGAUUUCAUCCUGGCUUUUGUUGGCAAUGCCCUGGCCCUGUGGCUUUUCAUCCGGGACCACAAGUCAGGCACCCCAGCCAAUGUGUUCCUGAUGCACCUGGCCGUGGCCGACUUGUCCUGUGUGCUGGUCCUGCCCACCCGCCUUGUCUAUCACUUCUCUGGGAACCACUGGCCAUUUGGGGAAAUCCCGUGCCGACUCACCGGCUUCCUCUUCUACCUCAACAUGUACGCCAGCAUCUACUUCCUCACCUGCAUCAGUGCUGACCGCUUCCUGGCCAUCGUGCACCCGGUCAAGUCCCUCAAGCUACGCAGGCCUCUCUAUGCCCACUUAGCCUGCGCCUUCCUGUGGGUGGUAGUGGCUGUGGCCAUGGCUCCACUACUGGUCAGCCCACAGACGGUCCAGACCAACCACACAGUUGUCUGCCUGCAGCUGUACCGAGAGAAGGCCUCCCACCACGCCCUGGCGUCCCUCGCCGUGGCCUUCACCUUCCCGUUUGUCACAACGGUCACCUGCUACCUGCUGAUCAUCCGCAGCCUGAGACAGGGCCCCCGCGUGGAGAAGCGCCUCAAGAACAAAGCCGUCCGCAUGAUCGCCAUGGUGCUGGCCAUCUUCCUGAUCUGCUUCGUGCCCUACCACGUCCACCGCUCCAUCUAUGUGCUGCACUACCGGGGCGGCGGGACCUCCUGCACCGCCCAGCGUGUCCUGGCCCUGGGAAACCGCAUCACCUCCUGUCUCACCAGCCUCAAUGGGGCCCUCGACCCUGUCAUGUACUUCUUCGUGGCUGAGAAGUUCCGUCACGCCCUGUGCAAUUUGCUCUGCGGCAAAAGGCUCACGGGUCCGCCCCCUAGCUUUGAAGGGAAAACCAACGAGAGCUCGCUGAGUGCCAGGUCAGAGCUGUGAGCCCGAGGCUCUGUCCCUGGGUGGGCCACAGACUGUUGCAGGAGGAGGGUCCCCUGGGGGUGGGUGACACUGGUCUCAGCAAAGAGAAGGCUGCCCACUCUCCAAUCUCCCUGAGCAAACCACCUGUUUCAGCAGGUCCCUACUCGUCCCUCCCAAAGGUCUGAACUUCCAGGUCACCCAGACCGGAGCUGGGUCUUAACCGCACAGAACCCCUAAAAAAGAAGAAGAAUCAAUGAGGAUUGAGAGGCCAUCCCUCUGCAGGGACUGUUGGCUCUGCUUCCUAGUCGCUCCCAGACACCCAGUGAGUUCACCCAUGGAAUGGGGGAGGGGACCCAGAGGGACAACUCCAGAACACUGAGGGUCUUUCUUUCCCCCACUAGACUGCCAGCCUCCCUCCUUACAGAAAUGCACAGCAGGGAGGCCACGUAGAAAGGCCCAGAAGGAAGGCUGCAAAGGACUCAGGAGAAGAGGCACCCAUGAAUCUCAGUGGAGGAGUAGGAACAGUGUCUACGGUACAAGGAGUUCCCUUUGCAGUGCCUUUGCCAGAUGAGCCCUUUCUGAAUUUUGGGGGGAUGGACUAUAAAUUGUAGCUAAACGCCGUAAGUAUAUUCAGACUGGUUGCCACGUGACACCCAGCAAACGUGGUUUGCAGAACACAUUCAUCCUGAUCCCUCCUGUUAUAAACUACACAGAGAUCUGCCUGUGGUCUGACAAUCCCUAGAGCCUCUCAGCAAAAGGAGCGCGGUGUGUAUCCUGCUAAUCCAGACCUGGCAGCGGCAUCCUGAGUCCCAUUUCCUCCUGAGGGGACUCAACCAGCCUCUGCCCACCCAGUUUUGAGCUGUCUCGCUUGGUAGCCUGCAUGCGUCCCCCUAACAUGUCCUUUUUUGUACUUGUUUGUACUGAUCAUAAACUGAAUUGUAGUUUUAAGCUGA
Molecule: messenger RNA, 2321 nt
Organism: Marmota monax (woodchuck)
Lineage: Eukaryota; Metazoa; Chordata; Mammalia; Rodentia; Sciuridae
Gene: Gpr17
Product: G protein-coupled receptor 17
Exons: 2
Coding region: 373-1389 (338 amino acids)
Biological process (GO): phospholipase C-activating G protein-coupled receptor signaling pathway; positive regulation of Rho protein signal transduction
Cellular component (GO): membrane
Molecular function (GO): G protein-coupled receptor activity
Source: RefSeq, a predicted model, not a curated record